AUGCAAGAUUAUACUUUCCCAAAGGAGAGUCAUUCUGGCUCCGUGUUCCACCUGACUCGGGAGCACCUGGAGCUGCUGGUGAUUUGGUCGCACUGUCACGGUAACCAGUGCACCUUCGCGCCCACCUGGCGGGAGAUCACGGAGGAGCACCAGACCGGCUUGCUGACUGUGCUGUGGGAGUGCGAGGCUGGGCACUCCUACCACUGGUGGACGGGGGGUGUGUGCCGAUCGGAGUGCGACCAGGACCAGACCCCGGCCAAACACAAGCCCUCGGAUGACUCCGCGCAGGCCAGGAAACCGCAGAGGAUGAAGCUGGACGACGGGGACAUCAUGGAGGAGAUCGACUCGCUGGAUGGCUGCUGCAAGCCCUUCCUCACGGCCGACGGGAAGCCCAUCCGGAACGGGGCCUCGGCUCGGCACCUCUCCCGGUCCCGAUCUCCCUCCCCCUCCCAGCUCCCCUGGCGGGACCCUGGGUACGGCGACGACAGGGGCAAGUCGGGCACCGAUGGGGUGAAGAAACCCGACGUCCUGUACAUCAAAACCGAAAAGGAGGAAACCUCGGGCUACAGUGACCCGACCGAGGUCAAGGUGGAGGGUCGCAGCCAGAGCCGAGGCCCAAGGAAGUACCACCCAGGAGAGAAGCCCUUGGGGGCCGGCCAGGGCCAGGCAGCAGCCGCCGAGUCCCCCGACGGCUGCAGGAAGCGUCCCUCGUCGGCGGCCGACAGCUCGGGCUUCGCGGCGCACUGCAGCAAUGGUAAAGUACACGUGGGCGAAGUGCACCAUUCGCCGUACCCCGUGCCCAGGCAGCCCGGGGGCACGGCCCACAGCACAACCAAGUCACCAGGGAUCAGCGGGGCCACCAAGCCAGCUAACCACAGCCAGAGCUCGGCCAGCACCGAGCUGCUCCUGGACUCCGGGUACGGCAGGAAUUCUGACAUGAGCAACGCUGAGCUGGACUGCGAGACUUCGAUUCCGUGCACCCAAGAAGGGGUGCUAGAGUUCUUGCACACCGUUCUGAAGACUGAGGUGGUGGAUGAAAUCUAUUCCAGUGUCCGUUUGGCGAACGAGAGUGACGUGGAGGUUCUGACAGAGAACCUGAGUGGCAAAGAAGCCUUACUCCUGGAUUCCAGCAUCCAGACCAACGCCAGGCUGUAUUUCAGCACGGGUGGCUGGGCUGCUUUGUCAGCCACGCUGGAGGUACUGGGAGAUUCGACGUCGGAAUUAAUGGUCAUUAACCCGUACACACUGAACGCUGAAAUUAUGGAUGAAGAACAAAUUAUCGUAGCCCACGUCCCCGCUCUGCUGCCCUCAGCUGACGACAAGAAGCGCAAGAUUAAGUAUCCCGUGACCAAAGGGGAGAUCAGGAGACGCAUCAUUCCGCCCGAGAACAUGUCAAAGACGGUCAUCAAAAGUUACCUGCGGCUGAGGAGAGACAACCGGUUCGACAUCCGGCAGCUCCUCGAUCUCCCGGUGACCGGCUACGACCGGACUCUGCACACGUCCUUCACUCGGCUGUGCGAGGGAGAAGCCAAGACGCUGACGGAAAACUUUCACCAGCUCAAUCUCGGCUACUUCCCCGUGGACGAGUGCGCCAACCGGAUAGCAGAGCAGUCUGAGGCUUCCGAAAUAUUCACAGCGAGGAAGGUGGUUGAAGACCUUGACUCAAUCCUGGACAGUUUUAUGUGGCAGGAACAUCCGUAUAACUUAAUCACUCAUGGUUUCGGCCCUCAGAAUAUCAGGGUGGUUCUGGACUUGGUAAAACUACUCCUACGAGAAUCUCUACGGAAAAGUGCGUCAUGAUAAAUGGCUAACCAGACGGUGAAUUUGGUAAUUUUGUGUGGUGGGGCGCGGAGGGUUUAGAAAAAAAAGUAAGACUGGUCCAUUGGGGAAUGAACCUUACUGUUUAUCACGAUUCUGUGAGGACCUCGUGAAAACUCUAACCUACCUUCUUUCAGAAGCAGAUUACCCCCGACAUGCAGGUCCCAUCCUUUCCCUUUGUUUCCCAUCAAUUCUCUUCAUUCCCACCUUUCUUAUUCCUUGUUCACCUUAACAAU
Messenger RNA from Callorhinchus milii (elephant shark), 2054 nucleotides. RefSeq lists its product as uncharacterized. Bases 1 to 1800 code for a protein of 599 amino acids. NCBI's taxonomy places the organism in Eukaryota, Metazoa, Chordata, Chondrichthyes, Chimaeriformes, Callorhinchidae. The transcript is spliced from 6 exons. The record is from RefSeq and is a predicted model, not a curated record.